This is a messenger RNA of Angiostrongylus costaricensis, 750 nucleotides long. The record is from the annotation of a GenBank genome assembly. NCBI's taxonomy places the organism in Eukaryota, Metazoa, Nematoda, Chromadorea, Rhabditida, Metastrongylidae.
AUGGAAGAUUUAUUGGAGCUCGGUCGAGUCACUCGACGAUCAACAGGGCUACAAGUGAUACAGGACUGGAUUUAUGCAUGGACUCUGCCCCAACACCUUUCGCAGUCACGGUUCGGAGGCAGAAGAAAGCCAUCAAGCGCCUGUACAAUUAUUGCACUGGCCAUGGCCAGAGUGUACCAUAGGUCAGGAAUGCGACUGCCUGAAAUGCCGCUGUCGCGAGGGUAUACUAAUAAAAAGGGGCUCAUCAUUCCAGUGUCACUAUUGGCUUUACUAACUAACUCAAUCGUAGAUGGGAAUGCGGUUCACGCCCGCGAAAUGGCGAAGCGUCAAAGCAGUAUCAAGAGUUCGUGCUUGCCUGCUUUCGACACGUUCACCAUACCGCAAGGAAUAGAGGCUCUUGGCCGUGUAAUUCAUGAGAUCGACUACAGAAGCGUUCGUGGAGCUGUGAUUGCGAUUUCUCAUGUAGCCAAUUUGCGCCAAUUUGCAUCGUUCAUUUGUCAAAACCUAUUCCCUGAGCUUUAUAAGAUGCAACCAGAACAAAUGCUUUUCGAAAUUUCCUGUAUUCAAUACUGCGGACCUGAGAAAAGCAACGAAUCGGAGGAAAGUACUGUCAAAGCCCAUGUUUUUCCGCGACCCAUAAGGCUUUGUUCUGGUGAAGAGAAAUCGAUAAAUCCAUCGUCAAGCAUGGAUUCGGAAAGGAUACCGGGAGCAAAGGAAGAUAAAGGAAAGAGAAGAAAGAACGAGGGCUGA